Ramularia collo-cygni is the source of this 2745-nucleotide messenger RNA. Its product is annotated as related to pathway-specific regulatory protein nit-4. The record is from RefSeq and is a predicted model, not a curated record. The transcript is spliced from 2 exons. Gene Ontology annotation, biological process: DNA-templated transcription; regulation of DNA-templated transcription. Bases 1 to 2745 code for a protein of 914 amino acids. NCBI's taxonomy places the organism in Eukaryota, Fungi, Ascomycota, Dothideomycetes, Mycosphaerellales, Mycosphaerellaceae. Gene Ontology annotation, molecular function: DNA binding; DNA-binding transcription factor activity, RNA polymerase II-specific; zinc ion binding.
AUGAAUCCUGUCAUGGCCUCCAGCGUAGCGGCACCAGCACCAACCCAGCGGAACCUUGGUCAACCCGCCAUGGCGGCGCCGAAGUCGCGGCCGCGGGGAGGAGCAACAGGAGGCAGCAGACGCAAGAACCGGGCCGCCGAGGACGAUGACCCAUCGAAGCGGCGCUGUGUAUCGACGGCGUGUAUAGCGUGUCGAAAGAGAAAGAGCAAGUGCGAUGGGAACAUCCCCGCAUGUGCUGCCUGUUCCCAGGUGUACGGGACGGACUGCAUCUACGACAUUAACUCGGACCAUCGACGAAAGGGCGUCUACAAGAACGAGGUGGACACGCUCAAAGCACGUGAUUCCACCCUGCAGACGUUGGUCCAGGCCAUCUUGAACUAUCCCGAAGACGAUGUCCCCGCCCUGGUGCGGGACAUUCGCACGUGCGAGAGCCUGGACGCGGUGGCGGAGCGGAUCAAUGCCAGGGAGAAGGAGAAGGAGCAUGGCAAGGAGGCCGACAACGAGCCAGGCGAGUCGCCGAAACAUGAUGAGCAGUCGCAAGGAGCGGCACCGACAUUUGAAUCCCAUUUAUACGGCAAAAUGGGAGAUUUACGUCUUGAUGAUGGGUCUAUCCGAUAUAUCGGAGGAACCUCCAAUCUCAUCCAUCUGGCGCAGGAGGAGCGCAGAAGCGCAGAGAUCGAAGAGCAGCCUCAGCACGAGAACGCCAUCAUAUCUUGGACCAACGUAACCGACGACGCCGAGCUGAUCAACCAUCUUCUCAACAUGUACUUUACCUGGCAUUACACCUUCUUCACCACCCUGUCCAAACAGCUCUUCCUCCGAGACUUCUACCUUGGACGCCCGCCAAAUGACACGCGGCGUGCAACGCAAUACUGUACUCCAGUCUUGGUCAAUGCCAUCUUGGCGUUGGGAUGCCAUUUCACCUCCAAUCCCGGCGCCCGAGAUGAUCCWGAGGACUCCGCCACGGCCGGUGAUCACUUCUUUCGAGAAGCCAAACGUCUAAUCAUGGAGAAUGACGAGCACGAAAAGCCGCACCUGACAACAGUCCAAGCACUGGCGUUAAUGUCGGUACGUGAAGCUGGGUGUGGUCGAGAGGGCAAGGGUUGGGUGUACAGCGGCAUGUCUUUUCGGAUGUCUCUGGACAUGGGACUCAAUCUCGAGUCCAGUCAUCUCAGCGCCGGUCGGGACGCGCGUGUCGACGAAAAUGAAGAGGACGUUCGCCGAGUGACCUUCUGGGGAGGUUAUCUGUUCGACAAGUGCUGGUCCAACUAUCUUGGGCGCUUGCCUCAAUUGCCCUCAUGUAUCGUGGCCGUUCCAAAGUUCGACGUAUUCCCCGAGGAAGAAGCAUCACAAUGGAGCCCAUACACCGACUCCGGCUUCUCAACAGCACAUACACAGCCCGCCCGCACGAGAACAGUCGCACGCGAAAUCUCCAAGUUGUGCGAGAUCAGCAAUGAUCUGAUGACGCACUUCUACAACCCCACGGACCUGGAGAAGACCAAAGGCAAAGCCGCUGAACUCAAGAAGCUAUCCGAUAUACACAGUCGGCUUGAGGCGUGGCGGCGAGAGCUGCCUAAAGAGCUGGAGCCAAGAGAAGGCGGCCUUCCGAGCGUCCUGGUGAUGCACAUGUUCUUCCAACUCUUAUUCAUCCAUCUGUUCCGGCCUUUUCUAAAAUACACGCAGGCUACCUCCCCUCUACCAUCAACAGUCAGUCCACGGAAGCUGUGCACUUCAGCUGCAGCCAUGAUAUCCAAACUCAUGCGGCUGUACAAGCGCUCUCACGGUCUUCGUCAGAUAUGUAACAUCGCCGUAUACAUCGCUCACUCGGCCUGCACGAUUCACCUCCUAAAUCUUCCGGAUAAGCACGCCCGGCGUGACAUAGUCCACGGCGUCAAGCACCUUGAAGAGAUUGCCGAAGGUUGGCUUUGUGCUCGGCGUACUCUGGCCAUUUUGAGCAGGUUGGCAUGCRGAUGGAAUGUUGAAAUGCCGGAAGAUGCAGCGGUCGUGCUUGCACGGACUGAUGCAAAGUUUGGAUCUUUCAAGACCGAGUUCCACUCCCCAUCAAGUCAGAGAGUAGAUUCGGUAGGGGUGAGCCCGCAGCCGAUGAUGAUGCAAUAUACACAGGCUCCUACGAGUGUCCCGGUCGAAGCUCACAACAGUACGGCAGGCUCAAUAGCACCGCCGGUGUUUAACCCUGCGGCGAGCGGAGUGAGUACUAUCGGUCCAACUCGGUCAGAAUCUGGCAUGCAACAAACAUUCCCACUGGCUAUCAACACCUUACCAAUGCAGCAGUACCAACCCGUCACAACUGCACCGCCUGUAACUCCGCAAUACAGACCAUGGACCAACCAGAAUCUGCGCCCGAUCGGCGACAGUCCAUCAGACAUGUUCGGUGGCGUUGAGCAGCUCAUUCGCGACAGCCAAGAUUGGGCAUAUCGAGACCAAGCGCAGCUCGCCACCGGAUUUGAGAAUUGGAAUGGAGAGAUUGAUGCCCCCAACUGGACUGGUGUUGGUAUCAACAUGCCAAUCAACAAUGGUGGGAUGGCACCGGGACUGCCUGCUCGGAGUGUUGCUCCUCCAUCUUCGAUGCAUUCUGCGUCUCCGCAAAGUACAAGCGGAUAUGUGACGGCAGUGCCGACAAAUGGAGGGAAUGCGUCUGUGGAAGCCAUGGCGAAUUGKCUGAAUAGUAUGAAUGCUUACAACAGCAUGGCGACGUCUUAUAAUGAGGAUGAAUGGUACCAAUGA